This is a messenger RNA of Heterotrigona itama, 7126 nucleotides long. NCBI's taxonomy places the organism in Eukaryota, Metazoa, Arthropoda, Insecta, Hymenoptera, Apidae. The record is from the annotation of a GenBank genome assembly.
CGCGGCAUGUUAAGAAGUGUUAUAUGCUUAAACAAAGCCGGUUAGCGCAAUGUUUAAUCAUUGUUUGAUUUUGUUAUAAUGUGAUAUUUAAUUUUAUAUAUUGUACAUGAUAAUAUGGUAUGUGAAAUAUGGAAGUACGCGAUAAUUCAAUUAUCCUUCAAAGUUGCAGCAACGUGACUGUAGCAGACUCGGUAUGGAAAUUUAUCAACAAUCCUGUAAUUGCAAUAUUCUCCGACUUAAAAAAUGCAACUGCCAAACAAAUGCUUUGCUCUUUGCUAGAAUCAAUAAUUAAAGGUUCAGCUACUUUGACAACAGUUUUGAUCCCACCUUUCAGCAAUGGAAUGCAAAAUGAAACGUUAAAAUAUCAAUAUACUGCAUUUACUACAUGGUUGUUUGGUAUUAUGUUUUACCUGAUUGGAGAUCCCUUAAGCAACGAAGUUUUGGACAAUAGUAUAGAAAUACAAGCUUGUAUGCUUAGAAUAUUAUCUAGACAUCACGUCACAAUCUUUGAAACAAUUAGUAAUGAAUAUAUGAACAUUCUUCAAGAAAUAUCAGAAUUUUACAAGGUCCAUGGAGAGAAAGAUAAAAUUAUAUUGGAUAAAUUUCAUACAGAGAAAAAUGCUAUAGAAAAUUUGGAUCUCCAAGCAUUUCCUGUUGCAAUAAACUAUCAUGAUAUACCAUUAGUACAAACAUCUAUAAUUAAAAUUAUAAAAAAGACAGGAGUUUCUGUUUGGAAUCCUAAAAUACUUUCUGAGAAAGUACUAAAAGUAGUGAUCAUGUCAGCUCCAAAUGUAAAAUUUAUAGGAUUAGACCUUUGUCUGAGAUUAAUGGAAUUUUCCUUAUUUAGUAAACAAGAUCAUGAAAAUUUAGUACUUUGUACUAUUGAAAUUAUUAAAACACUUCCUCUCUGGAGGAACUUCAGAGAAAUAUCAGAAAAACAAUUAAACCAAUUUCUACGGACAUGUAUUGAACUUAUUCAAUUUUUAUCAGUAUCUUCAAACAGCAUUGAACUGUGCUUUCAAAUUAUUGAUUUUACAAUCAAUGAAAUAAAAUGUGAGUUAACUAUACAUACAAUUAGUGCAAAUACUUCAGUGAAUAAUACGUGUGAAUUAUGGAAUUUAUUAAGAAAAGAAUUAAUAAUUGCAACAGAAAAGGGAAAAUUUGAAACAACUGUGCAUAUUUUAAAAGCCUCAAAUAUUUUACAAUUGUGGUUAAAAGAGCUGCAGUUAACAACAAAUUUAUAUACACAUGAGUUAGAUUAUGUUUUGAAAAAAAUAUUGAUAUUACCAUUUAUGCAUAUUGAAAUUCCUGUGGAUAUAGUAAAUAAUCAUGUAAAAGAAAUUGCUAAGUCAUUUAAUACUACUACAAUGUUAAAAUGUCUUGAAGUUCUAUGUGAACAUGGUAAUGGAAUUGAACGAUUAAAGGUAUUAAAUGCAUGUAUAAUAGGCCAUCAACCUGAAAUAGCAGCAGGAGCAGUAUUGAAUAGUAUACUACUUUUAAGAAAUGAAGAAAUACAAUUGGAAAGUAUUUCAAACUGUGUCCUUCAACCUGCAUUACAUUCAAAAGAACAGAAAGUUCAUGAAAUGCUUGUAAUUGCAUUGAGCAAAAUAAGCUGUUAUUUGUCAAAAUGUGGAAAUUUCAAAAGAAAAUCUGAUAAUACGUGGACAUUAAAAUGCAAAUAUUGCAAUGAUAUAUCUGAAAGCAAUGUAAAUUCUAAUGCUUAUGUCUUAGAAGAACACGAUCUUCUUCUUCGUCCAUAUUUUAAAGAUGAAAAUCCUGUAAUUCGUUCCAAUAUUGCUGCAGCAAUAAAAAGAUUAUUGUUAAAUAAAAUAAGCAUUGUAUCAAAAUUUACCAUGAUUAUUGAAGAUGAUGUACCUGUUUGUUUAAACGAAUUUGUCGAAACACUUAUAAAUACUAUAGCACAGACGCUUAUAAAAGCUUUAACAAAUACAGACCAUAUCGUUCCACUGUACAUAAUGGAAAGGCAAAUUUUGAAUAUAUUUUUAAUUACUAUAUUGCAUUCAAUGUCAUCUUCAACAGCAGUAGCGUUUGCAACUACUGCAUAUCAUGAUAUUGCUAAAGUCUUAAACAUUUCUCCAAAGGUUUUAUAUGUUCGAUAUAAAAAAGAUUUUCUCAAGCUUAUAAUACAAUAUGCAGUUCAUAAUUUUAUACAUUAUUCUUACAAUAUGGCUACAUCAAUACACCGUGUUGCAAAAUGUAUUGGAUAUGAAGGAUCACGUCAAUUAUUACGCAAAGAUGGACAUUAUGCAGUUUGUUUCUUGCUUUCUUUUAUCAUUGAUAUGCCAAAUGCAAGAACUCUCUUACACGACAUAGCUGAAUUAAUCAGUAUGAAUGAGAAACAGAUGUUAAAAGAAUAUUUUCCUUAUAUUUGCAGUUAUGCGUUUCUGAACAUGCCUCUUGUUUCUGGCACGGAAUGUUUAAGAUUAAUAUCGAAAAUUACGCAAACGAAUUUGUCACUUUUAACAAGACAAUCAUUUAUGGGGAUAUUUGAAGAAUUAAUAUUAAACUUUCACGAAUCUCCUGAGAAGAUAGUUGGAUUAUUAAAAAUCAUAUCUGAUUAUGAUAAUAAUGCAGACAAAAAUUACGUUACAAAAAAAGGGAUUGAAUCUUACUUGAAUUUACGUUUACAUGGCAUAUUAGUUAACUUUGAUAUAAAACUUGGAUCAAAGUCAGAUGAACAUACACAGCAAUCAGCACUUGCUUCAUUAGCUGCACUAAUGCAUUUUAUGGGUGCACAAUAUUUGACACCGCUAAGAUAUAAAAUUUUAGCGACACUACGAACUUCACUAGGAUUUAAAAGACCAGGAUUUGGACUUCUUGUUUGUGAUGCAUGGAAUGCAUUUAUUCAUAACAUAGCUAUCGAAGAACUUGGCCCAUUGUUGCCGACAAUAUAUGUUUCAUUAAUAUCACUGUUUAAUAUGUAUCGAGAAAAAAUAAUUGCAAUGUUGAAAUUCCUCGUUAUUAAAUGUAACGAAAAUUGCCCAGAUCACAUUGCAGAAUUGUUUUUUAUAGAUGAUAUUGAAGUUCCUGUUGAAAUUUCAAGCAUAAUUAAAGCACACAUUUUACAAACUAAACCUACAGGAUUUGAAGCAAAUUUAAAAUUAUGGCUUAAACGAAUUACUCAUGAAACGGACGAGGUAGUAAGCAGAGCUUUAAAGUAUUUACAAAAGUUUUUAGCUGAAAAUCGCAGUCAAUUGAACGAAAUGAUUUUAAGUGAAACAAAUAUCCAUCCAUUGAUUGUUGAGCUAUUACAUACAUUAUUAAUUGGAUGUCAACAUAAAGAUGAGUCUAUCCGUUUACUAUAUGGCGAAUGUCUAGGAGAAUUAGGCGCUAUUGAACCAAGUCUUCUUCCUCGUAGAAUUAUUUCUAGAGUUGACAGUAAAUUUAUUCCUGAUAUGAAUGAAGAAUUUGUUUGUGCUAUGCUUUUCGAGCAUGCUCGAGCGUUUCAAAUGCAAAAAAGUAGUCAAAGUAUGGAUUGUUUCUCACUCGCUAUUCAGGAAAUUUUAAAAACAUAUGAAAUUUCACCUCAAGGCAAAAACAAUGAAUUAUGGAAUAGUUUACCAGUGACUAUGAAACAGAUUAUUACCCCUUUUUUAACUUCACAUUAUAAGAUUGCAACUAUUAGUGAUGAUAAAACCUUUCCCCAUCCUAUUUAUGGCUCUGAAGCUGGUUCUUCUGUAGAAAACUGGGCUUAUAAUUGGCUUUGCAAUAUGUUUAGCAAUAUUCGUGAUGAAACUCUUAAUAAUAUAUUACGUGCAUGUAAAUUAGCACUUAAGCGUGAUAUAAAAAUAUUAACAUUUUGUUUACCCCAUGUUGUUGCGUAUAUAAUAACAAAUAGCUCUGAACAACAGCAUGCAAAAAUACGGGAAGAAAUAUUAACAAUUAUCGAUGUCAGAAAAAAUCCCACACUUGAUCAUGAGCUAUCACGACAUAGACCUCUUAGACAUGGGCAUAGUAUAAAAGCAGAUGAUACUAGAAUUUCUGAAGAAACUAGACGUACACGUUGUGCGCAGUAGCUGAAGGAUGUUAUCAAUUUCGAGAAUAUCAUAGAGCAUUAAUGUAUCUAGAACAACACAUGGCUUCUUCUAAUAAAGGAUUAUCAGAAGCAUUGGAGGGUGAAUUACUUGCUAAAAUAUAUGCGCAAUUGGACGAACCAGAUGGUAUAUCUGGUAUAUUAGCUACUCAAGAUCAUACUCCUACAGUUCAACAAUUAGUUUUAGCUCAUGAAGUCAAUGGGCAGCUUCAGGAUGCUGCUACUUGUUAUGAGAGAUUGGCACAAAAGAAAACUUUAAAGCACACGUAUUUGCAAGGAAUGAUUCAAUGUUAUCUCGGUCUUGAUCAACCUUUUACAGCAAAACAUAUCACUGAAGGAGUUUUAAAUAACAGACCAGAGUUAGAACCAUUAAUGAUUGAACAUGAACCAUUUUGGAGGUUGGCUCAUUUCAUUAGAUUUGAUGAUAUUUCUCAAAAAAAUAUAAAACAUAUACUACUUGAAGAUCUUAAAAAGGGUAUUAAACCAGAUUUAUUAUCUUUGAAAAGAAAUUUAGUAUUGCUGUUAGAAAAUGCUUCACGCCCAGGAGCUUAUCAACAGAGCUAUUCUUACAUUAUGAAGCUACAUAUAUUAAAUGAAUUUAAUAAAGCAGUUAGUACUAUGCUAACUGAUAUAGACAAAUUACCGAUGAUAUUUGAGGAGUGGGAAAAACGUUGUCAACUUGUUCGCGCUUCACGAGGAGUAGAAUUUGUAUUAAGUAUGCGUAGAGCUACAUUAGAUUUAGCACUUCAGUUACAGAGAGAAAUUGAAAAUAAAGAAAAUUCUGUAUUGAAACAAGAAAUUGGUAAGAUUUGGCUUAAAAGUGCGAAGAUUGCGAGAAAGAGUAGAUUACAUCAACAAGCAUAUAUGUAUAUUUUGUCUGCUAGUGAUUCUUGUCCUCAACAACAACUUUAUAUAGAACAAGCUCAAUUAUAUUGGCAAAAAGGCUGUCAGGAAGAUGCUUUUAUAACUUUAAAACGUUGUUUUUCUAGUUGUUUUCAGCCGGCUAUGUACUAUAAGACUUUGCCAGUAGAAGAAUGUUUAGAAGAAAGAAAACAGUGUGCAAAGGCAAAACUUUUAUAUGCAAAAUAUAAUGAUGAAACAGUUAAUGUGGAUACUGAUGCUAACAUUAUAAAUUACAAAGAAGCUAUUGAAGUUUGGAGAGAAUGGGAAAAAAGUUUAUUGUUUUGUGCACAAUACUACGAAUCUGUCAUAGAUAGAAUGACAGAUGAAGAGAAAGAUUCAAGAGGACGAGACUUACAAGUGCAUACCAUGAAUUAUUAUGGAAAAUCACUUCAAUAUGGUUGUAAAUACAUUCAUCAAUCUAUGCCAAGAAUGUUAACUAUUUGGUUGGAUUUUGCUUCACGCACAACAUCACGAUCCAAUAAUCGGAAUGAUCGGGAACAAGACAAAUUUCGACGGGACGCGUUAUUAAAAAUGUCAAAAAUUAUGGAAGUGUAUCAAGAAAGACUACCAAUAUUCAUGUGGCUAACUGCAUUUAGCCAACUUGUAUCGAGAAUAUGUCAUCCUUCUAUCGAGGUACAAAAGACUAUCUGCACUAUAUUAGUAAAACUAAUUCAUGCUUAUCCUCAACAUAGUUUAUGGAUGAUGGCAUCAGUUAUUAAUUCUUCAUACCCUGCACGUCAGAAACGUUGCAAAGAAAUACUCAAUCACAGCAAACUUAAAACACCAGAAAUGAUUAAACUUAUUACAGAUUUUCAUAAAUUAUGGGAGCAAUUGAUUGAAUUAUCAAACAAAACAAUACCAGAAGGCAUUAUGAAUACUACGGUAACUCUUUUGUCACGAAAUCUUCCUCGCUUACUUUCAAAUAAGGAAUUUAGUACAAUAAUGAUACCAACAACCAAAUUUAGGCAAUUGCAUCUGCCGUCAAAGGGCAUGCAGCUAGAAAGUUAUAAUGCAUUUUCUACAAAUUGGAUUCAUAUAUCCGGAAUAGAAGAUAAUGUAGCUGUUAUGCCAUCUCUUCAAAGACCACGGCGUAUUACGUUAAGAGGAUCGGAUGGUAAAGAAUAUUUAUUUAUGUGUAAGCCAAAAGAUGACUUACGAAGAGACUUUAGAUUAAUGGAAUUUAACGAUAUUGUAAACAAAUAUCUUCAGAAUGAUCCCGAAUCUCGACAAAGAAGAUUGUAUAUUCGGACAUACAGUGUUGUGCCCCUUAAUGAAGAAUGCGGUUUGGUAGAAUGGGUACCAAAUUUAGUUGGGUUUAGACCAAUUAUAAUAAACUUAUAUAAAGAGAGAGGUAUUGCAAUUUCCAAUAGAGAACUUAGAACAUUAAAAGAUCCAUUAGAGAAGAAGAAGAAAGUGUUUCUAGAACAACUUCUUCCGCGUCAUCCACCAGUACUCGGAGAUUGGUUUCGUCUUACAUUCCCUGAUCCAUAUGGAUGGUAUGAAGCACGUACUGCCUAUAUUAGAACUACAGCAGUAAUGUCUAUGGUAGGAUACAUUCUUGGUCUUGGAGAUCGUCAUGGAGAAAAUAUAUUAUUUGAUUCUAAAUGUGGAGAUUGUGUACACGUAGAUUUUAAUUGUUUAUUUAAUAGGGGAGAAUUGUUUGAGUGGCCAGAACGUGUACCAUUUCGUUUAACGCAUAACAUGGUAGAUGCUAUGGGACCAUUAAAAAUUGAAGGACCGUUUAGACGUGCUUGUGAAAUAACUAUGAGGGUUCUUCGACAACAAAGUAGCACGUUAUUAAGUGUAUUAACACCAUUCGUAUAUGAUCCACUUGUAAGCUGGAAUAAAAAUCAUAUUAGUGAAGGUGGUGAGAAAACAAAUGAAAAAGCUGUGGAGCAUAUAAAAAAUAUAGAACAGCGACUCAAAGGUUUAAUUCGAUAUCAUGGAAAACAGUUGGAAAAUAUUGCUUUAAAUCUUAGUGUUGAAGGACAGACUAAUCAAUUAAUUCUGGAAGCAACAAAUGUAGAUAAUCUUUGUCAAAUUUUUUUAAAUUUAAUAUGCAUACAGCAGAAACCUGGAAUCCAACGAAACAAAUUAGGAGACUACUGGUCACUGCUUGCAAAAAGAGGAUUAGAUGGAAAUUUUUUUCCAUAUUAUCACAAAACCUGA